AUGGUCAUCUUCUUACACCUUUUCCCAAUAUUUUUAGCACAUCCGAUACCUCCAUUUCAAAAGAGCGACACGGAGCCGAAGCCUCCUGAUUGGAGCACCGAGACAUCCCCAGCCCAAAGCUCAGCGACAUCACUAAGGACGGCUCCUACAGAUGAUUCGUCCAUUAAAACGAAUGCGUCAAGUAUCGCUAUAAGGUCUCGGGCAGUAGAACCAGUGACCGAACCAAUCACAAAUACAGCCAAGCCUAGCACUAAAAUACUUCCAGAGUUUCUGGUAAAUCCAGAGAAUAAGCCGCCAUUCGAAUCCAACCAGACUUUAGAAGCCUUGAAGACAAGGGAUGAUAAUUUCAAAAAGACGUCCAGUGAUUCAGGGGCGAUGACUAUUGGUGUGCUUGUUGCGGUAAUUGGAGCCAUCAUUGGACUCGUUAUUGUCAUUAUCAUUCGCCAACGAAAGAAAAUAAAGAUAAAAUAUAAACAAGACAAGAAAGGUUCAGUUCCAGCUCGACAACCGUUCGGACCAGCGUAUGGGAACUGUGUGACAAAGCUUUGCAAAUCAAAUUUACUGCAGAAGAGCAGCAGUCAGCUAGAGGAAAUACCCAGGAAAGACAUCCGUUUCCUCAACACCCUUGGGAAAGGAAUGUUUGGCACAGUGGUAAAAGCUGAGGUGUACAAUCUACGCCACAGGGGAAUCUUGAAGACUGCAGGAGAGUGGACGACAGUGGCUGUGAAGAUGACAUUGGUUUCAGGCCAUCAAAAUGAAGAGGUCAAGGCUGAUUUCUUAGCGGAACUCUAUCUCAUGAAGUCUCUUCCCCCUCAUCGGAAUGUUGUGGCCAUGUAUGGAAGCUGUACUGGCCAGGAUCCUUAUCUCAUGCUGAUAGAGUUCGCAGUGCACGGUGACCUCAAGAGCCAUCUGAUGAAUCUGAGAGAACGCGGUGAGAAUGAUUCCCAGGAAACUGUGGUAUAUACCAUCCACCUAGACAGCUCUAAAGACAGGCAAAGAAUCAGCAGUGAAGCCCUGUCUUCCAAAAUGAUGUUCUCUUUUGCCUUACAGAUAGCUCGUGGCCUUGAACACCUGGCCACAAACAAGGUCGUCCAUAGAGAUGUCGCUGCCAGGAAUAUCUUGCUGUUUGAACGCAAUGUCGUGAAGAUCUCAGACUUUGGUCUUGCAAGACGUGUUGGACAAUGGGAUGUCUAUGAGAGAACUAGAAAGGGUUUAUUACCAGUGCGUUGGAUGUCUCCAGAAACUCUGCUGUGUAAUCAGUUUGGCGAGAAGUCUGAUGUUUGGUCUUUUGGUGUUCUACUUUGGGAGAUGGUAACUUUAGGUUCAACGCCGUACUCAGAGUUCGAUUUUGAUCAAGUCGUUGAAAAAAUCAAAGGGAGAGAACUGUUGACAUUUCCUUACAAUGCCGAAGGAGUGAUAAGUGCACUAAUGAUGACAUGUUGGCAAAGUUCUGCAGACGACAGACCCACAUUCUCGAAACUGUGUAAACAAAUAGAGAGGUUGCUGGAAGAAAACUCGGACUACAUCGAUCUGGACGUGCCAGAUGAUCAUGAGUACAGCACAGUGACCUAG
Molecule: messenger RNA, 1572 nt
Organism: Biomphalaria glabrata
Lineage: Eukaryota; Metazoa; Mollusca; Gastropoda; Planorbidae
Product: fibroblast growth factor receptor 4-like
Exons: 10
Coding region: 1-1572 (523 amino acids)
Biological process (GO): positive regulation of kinase activity; multicellular organism development; protein phosphorylation
Cellular component (GO): signaling receptor complex
Molecular function (GO): transmembrane receptor protein tyrosine kinase activity; ATP binding
Source: RefSeq, a predicted model, not a curated record